Molecule: messenger RNA, 723 nt
Organism: Yarrowia lipolytica CLIB122
Lineage: Eukaryota; Fungi; Ascomycota; Dipodascomycetes; Dipodascales
Molecular function (GO): acyltransferase activity, transferring groups other than amino-acyl groups
Source: RefSeq, a predicted model, not a curated record
AUGUCUCUCGCGCUGCCAACAUACUCAAUGGGUCUCAAGUCUGCUCUCAAGUCUCCCAAGUCUCCCAAACCAACCUCAGCCAAGCGAGUCUCCUUCGACGCCUCCGCACACGAUAACGAGCCUCUGCCGUCGCCUUCUGCCUUCGACCAGCUUGCCUACCUCACCAAGGCUCCCGUUCCUUACCAGGAGGAGCCACAGGGACUCAAGCUGUCUCUUGAACAGCUCAAGCCCAUGAAGAACAAGGAUAUUUACGCCGUUCAUCAGUUUGGCCACCAGACUCUUCCUAUCCCCUACAACAUUGAAUUCUACAUGCAGUUCCUCUACUCGACGGGCACUUUCUGCUACUACCUCCCCUACGGCGAGCUGGAUCCCAACACUGAGGACCCCGAAGCUAUUGCCGCUGUGGUGGCCGGAAAGUUCUCCCACCAGCAGGCCAACUGCCAUGUGUACAUUCUGGCCGUUGCUCCCGGUCUCCAGCAGUCCGGAGUUGGAUCCGCCAUCAUGCGGGUGCUCCAGCAGACCAUUUUCGACGAACAGCUCAGCCGAUACACCGCUCACACUCAUCUCAACUUUGUGGUGGACGUGAUCGCUGACGGAGCUGAUGUCGAGUCUCCCCAGGGUUUCUACGAGAAGCUUGGAUUCCGAACCCAGGGAGCUCCUCGACAUGGAUACUAUGGAGGACAGUGGACUUCUGUUAAGAUGGUCAAGUCUAUUGACCUCUAG